ACAAAAAACUUUUUUAGUGCUAUCCUAGUCAUUUUCUCAACAAAAUAGUUGACCAACAAAAAAAGAGAACAGAACAAAAUUGUAAUAUUUGAUCAAAAAAACAAAAUUGUAGUGUUUCACACUGUAUUUAAAUAUUUAAUAAAAAUGUCACCUCCAUUUUUCAACCCAUUUAAUUUUCAUCCUCUCCACUCUCUUUAUAAACACAUCUCUCUCUACGCUUAAAAAAGUCAGCGCUCUCUUUUGUCUCCUUUGCUUUCUCUUCUCUCCACAGAGAUUCUCAGAAGCCUUUGUCUCUCCUGAGAAAUCAAAUCAAUGGCGGACGAUUGGGAUCUACACGCCGUAGUCAGAGGUUGCUCAGCCGUCAGCUCAUCUGCAACCACCGUCUUCUCUGGCGCCGUUUCAUCUCACACGAACCCUAUGUUCACCUACGAAGAACAGAGUAAAGCAGUCUUGUUCAGAGAUAUUCAAGACUUCUACACGCCGUUCACACAAGAAUCAAAUGUAUCCUCGUUUUCUUGUCUGAAUUAUCCAGAAGAACCCAGACAGAGACAAAACCAGAAACGUCCUCUUUCUCUCUCUGCUUCUUCUGGUAGCGUCACUAGCAAACCCACCGGCUCCAAUACCUCUAGAUCUAAAAGAAGAAAGAUACAGCAUAAGAAAGUGUGCCAUGUAGCAGCAGAGGCUUUAAACUCCGAUGUUUGGGCAUGGCGAAAGUACGGACAAAAACCCAUCAAAGGUUCACCCUAUCCAAGAGGAUACUACAGAUGUAGUACAUCAAAAGGAUGUUUAGCCCGUAAACAAGUGGAGCGAAACAGAUCCGACGCGACGAUUUUUAUUGUCACUUACACGGCUGAGCAUAACCACCCAGCUCCUACUCACCGUAAUUCUCUCGCCGGGAGCACUCGUCAGAAAUCAUCUGAUCACCCGACGACCACGAUUGCUACUUAUUCAUCGUCUCCGGUGACGUCAACAGACGAGUUUGUCUUGCCUGCGGAGGAUCUAGCGGUCGGAGAUCUAGACGGAGACGAGGAUUUGUUGUCUUUGUCGGAUACAGUGGUGAGCGAGGAUUUCUUCGAGGGGUUGGAGGAGUUCGCCGGCGGAGAUAGCUUUUCCGGGAAUUCUUCUCCGGCUAGUUUUGAUCUCUCUUGGGUUGUAAACAGUGGCGCCGCAAUUAGCGGCGGAAUAUGAUUCGCGGGGGACUAGACGACGGCUUAGAAUAACUCUUUUAGGAAUAAGAUUAUAGUAUUUUUUUUUUGUUUAAAUUUAAAUUUUGAUUAUAUUAUGUUUAUUUAAUAUAUAAAUAUUAUAAUCUAUUAAAAAAAUAUAAAUAGUAUAAUCUAUGAUUUGUCUGUGAUACGCCUGGAAUAUUUGCCAUUUGUUUAGUGACUUAAACGUAUUUGAAAAUAUUCAUUUUCAACGUUAGUUUGUGGAUGAGAAA
Brassica napus (rape) is the source of this 1438-nucleotide messenger RNA. RefSeq names its product WRKY transcription factor 22. Gene Ontology annotation, molecular function: DNA-binding transcription factor activity; transcription cis-regulatory region binding. Lineage: Eukaryota; Viridiplantae; Streptophyta; Magnoliopsida; Brassicales; Brassicaceae. The transcript has 3 exons. The coding region runs from base 313 to 1188 and encodes 291 amino acids. Gene Ontology annotation, biological process: regulation of DNA-templated transcription. The record is from RefSeq and is a predicted model, not a curated record. Gene Ontology annotation, cellular component: nucleus.